CCCGGCCAGCCGGCCAGCAGCCUGCGGAGGCUCCCGGGUCCCCGCGCCGGAGAGGGGCUGGGGGCGGGCGGCCGCGCGGACCUGGCCGGCGCCGAGGGCGGCCGCGGGCGUCACCAUGCAGGCGCGGCGGCGCGCGUGAGGAGGAUGCGGCAGCGGGCGCCGCGGCGGGCGGAGGAGUAGGCGGCGGUGCCCUGGGGAGGGAGCCGCGCGCGCGGGCCAGACGGCUCCCGGAGGCUCCGCAGUGCCGCCGCCGCCGCCGCCCGGGAGGCUCCGCGCGGGAGCCAUGUAACCUGCGGCGGGCUCCGGGCUGCUCCGUCCUCGCCCAGCUCCCGGGCCAGCGCGGCAGCGGGGCCACGAUGAAGAAGCAGUUCAAUCGCAUGCGCCAGCUGGCCAACCAGACGGUGGGCAGGGCAGAAAAGACUGAAGUUCUGAGCGAAGACCUUCUUCAGGUGGAGAAGCGCCUAGAACUGGUGAAGCAAGUUUCCCACAGCACGCACAAGAAGCUCACUGCAUGUCUCCAGGGCCAGCAAGGGGCAGAGGCUGACAAACGUUCUAAAAAGUUGCCUUUGACAACACUGGCUCAGUGUUUGAUGGAGGGGUCAGCUAUCCUGGGAGAUGACACACUUCUCGGGAAGAUGCUGAAACUCUGCGGAGAGACAGAGGACAAGCUGGCUCAGGAGCUGAUCCACUUUGAGCUGCAGGUGGAGAGAGACGUGAUCGAGCCCCUGUUUUUGUUGGCCGAGGUGGAAAUCCCAAACAUUCAGAAGCAGAGGAAACACUUAGCAAAGCUGGUGCUGGACAUGGAUUCUUCACGAACAAGGUGGCAGCAGACUUCCAAGUCUUCAGGUCUGUCCGGUGGCUUGCAGCCUGUGGGUGCCAAAGCUGAUGCCCUCAGGGAAGAAAUGGAGGAAGCUGCCAACAGAGUGGAGAUUUGCAGGGACCAGCUCUCAGCAGACAUGUACAGUUUUGUGGCCAAAGAAAUCGACUAUGCAAACUACUUUCAAACGCUCAUCGAAGUGCAAGCAGAGUACCACAGGAAGUCACUGGCCCUCUUGCAGGCUGUGUUGCCUCAGAUAAAAGCACAACAGGAGGCCUGGGUGGAGAAGCCUUCCUUCGGGAAGCCUCUGGAGGAGCACCUGAUGAUCAGCGGCCGGGAGAUCGCCUUUCCCAUCGAGGCCUGUGUGACAAUGCUGCUUGAGUGUGGGAUGCAGGAGGAGGGACUCUUCCGAGUAGCGCCGUCUGCCUCCAAGUUGAAGAAGCUGAAGGCCGCUCUGGACUGCUGUGUGGUGGAUGUGCAGGAGUACUCAGCAGACCCCCACGCCAUCGCAGGAGCUUUGAAAUCUUACCUCCGAGAGUUGCCGGAACCUCUGAUGACCUUUGAACUCUAUGACGAGUGGAUUCAGGCUUCCAAUAUUCAGGAGCAAGACAAGAGGCUUCAGGCUCUGUGGAAUGCUUGUGAAAAAUUGCCCAAGGCCAAUCACAACAACAUCCGAUACUUGAUCAAAUUUUUAUCCAAGCUAUCAGAAUAUCAAGAUGUAAACAAGAUGACUCCCAGUAACAUGGCAAUUGUGUUAGGACCCAACCUCCUGUGGCCGCAAGCAGAAGGGAACAUCACGGAAAUGAUGACCACAGUUUCACUGCAGAUUGUUGGGAUCAUCGAGCCCAUCAUCCAGCAUGCAGACUGGUUCUUCCCUGGGGAGAUAGAGUUCAACAUCACCGGGAAUUACGGGAGUCCCAUACACGUGAACCACAAUGCCAACUACAGCUCCAUGCCCUCCCCAGACAUGGACCCCACUGACCGGCGCCAGCCCGAGCAGGCCCGCCGGCCCCUCAGCGUUGCCACGGAUAAUAUGAUGCUGGAGUUUUACAAAAAGGAUGGCAUGGGCGUGAGGGUCAUGGACACGUCCUGGGUGGCUCGAAGAGGCUCCUCGGCCGGCAGGAAGGCGUCCUGCGCCCCGCCCACCAUGCAGCCCCCCGCGCCGCCCGCCGAGCUUGCCGCGCCUCUGCCGUCGCCCCUCCCGGAGCAGCCCCUGGACGGCCCCGCCGCGCCCUCGCUGUCGCCGUCGGGCUUGGGCCUCCAGCCGGGGGCCGAGCGCACCAGCACUUCGAAAAGCAAGGAGCUUUCUCCGGGAUCUGGGCAGAAGGGAAGUGCAGGCUCCAGCCAGGGGACGCCCGGCGCAGGGACGCAGCCGGGGGCACAAGCAGGCGCCAGCCCCAGUCAGCCGACCCCCGACCAGAGCCCGCACACUCUCCGGAAAGUUUCCAAGAAGUUGGCUCCGAUUCCACCCAAGGUCCCCUUCGGCCAGCCGGGGGCUAUGACCGACCAGUCCGCCGGCCAGCCGUCCCCGCUCAGCCUGUCCCCCACCCCACCGAGCACCCCAUCGCCCUACGGACUGAGUUACCCGCAGGGGUACUCCCUGGCCUCCGGUCAGCUCUCCCCGGCGGCGGCCGCGGCCCCUCCCCUCACCUCCCCCGCCGGCUUCCCGAGCACUGCAGCCAAAUCUCGGCCCACCCCCAAGCCCCGACAGAGACCCACCCUGCCGCCCCCUCAGCCUCCCACAGUCAGCCUGCCAGCCCCGAGUCCGCAGUCCACGGAGCACCCCGUGCUGGACGGCAUGGCCCCCGGGGAGAGCAUGUCGACAGAUCUCGUCCACUUUGACAUCCCCUCCAUCCACGUAGAGCUCGGGCCGCCGCUCCGCCUGAGCCCCCUGGAGCACGCGCGGCGACACUCGGUGACAGAGAAGAGGGACUCGGAGGAGGAGUCUGAGAGCACCGCCCUCUGACCCGCGCCCACCCCUCGCGUACAUACCUGGGCCCCGCCCCGGAGCGCCCCUGGGCUUGCCAGGCGGGAGUUGUGCAGAUCGCCCUCCCCCGUGCGGGCAGACUUCGUUCGUUCCCUCAGGGUGGGACUCUGGCCUUUUGUUUGAUCUUUGCCUUUUGACUUUGUGCCUCUUUUGAUCCGCUUUCGGCCUCCAUGCCGAGGGGCACCCCCUCCGCCUGAGGGCUUCCGUGUCAGAAAGGUCCUUUGCGGGUGCAGGCUGGGGGAGGCGCGCAGGAGGGUCGGGGGGCCUGGUUCCACUCGUGGCUACGGGGGGGGGGACACAACCUCUCCCCUACAGCGCACGAGUUCUGGAUUCUAGAAGUCCCGGCACUGACCUUUGCCUGCUGCACAAGCUGGGCAGGGGGCCAGCCCGUGUAAAAAUCUUUCAGGCUGCCCUUACCGCGUGGGCUCUAAAGUCAAUGGUUUCAAACCCAGUUUGUUUCACUUCCCAACGGUUUUACUUUUCCCGACCAUGUGACUGAGCGCUUCGGUCCCCACCUUCUUGUUUUGUACUUCCGAAUUUGAAAAGGUGAUCCUGAGGGUGUCUGGACGGCCCACCGAGGGCUCUGCUCGGUGGGGGCCGGGAGCCUGCCUCUCCUCCCGGGUGGCCACGGGGACUAGCAAUAAAUCUGUUACCCAGAGCAUGCGCAGGACGGGAAGGUGGCCCGCGGGGACCCGAGGCCACCGGGCCUGCAGGGUGGCGGGCUUCGCUCAGCCGCGGCUCACCCCCCCCCCACCCCUUUCCUCCUCGGGGAGUCCCAUCCGUUCUCUGGGAGCCCAGUCACACUUGAGGAUUGAAGGAGCAAGACAGAGUCGGGUCAUGCAUGCCAAGUCACUCUUUCCGAUUUUAUCCUUUUAAAAUAGAUCCGAUAUACCUAUACAGGAUAUAAUAUUUGUAUAUAUGAAAUCUAUAUUUGUUUAAUUUGAGCCAUUCAAACUAAACCAAUGUAUAGGUGUACAAUGAGAAAGUUAAAGGCCUAAUUAUUUUUCCCGACAACAGUGUAAGAUAACUCUGCCCCGAUGGUGGGAUUCACCAACUUUUUGGAUGUUAACAGCUUUGCUCACUUCCUGACAAGGACGGGUCCGUACCCAAUUUGUAAUGGAGCCCAGGGGUCGAAAGUUACCUUUAAAUACAUGUACAAAUAGUUGUUGAAAGUAAUGUUAUUAAAAUAGAUUUAUUAUCCCUGA
Messenger RNA from Mirounga angustirostris (Northern elephant seal), 4009 nucleotides. It is a transcript of the gene ARHGAP44, whose product is annotated as Rho GTPase activating protein 44. Gene Ontology annotation, molecular function: protein binding; GTPase activator activity. The coding region runs from base 357 to 2783 and encodes 808 amino acids. Lineage: Eukaryota; Metazoa; Chordata; Mammalia; Carnivora; Phocidae. Gene Ontology annotation, biological process: positive regulation of GTPase activity; modification of dendritic spine; regulation of dendritic spine morphogenesis. The record is from RefSeq and is a predicted model, not a curated record. The transcript has 20 exons. Gene Ontology annotation, cellular component: cytoplasm; intracellular anatomical structure; postsynaptic density.